Messenger RNA from Ambispora gerdemannii, 123 nucleotides. The record is from the annotation of a GenBank genome assembly. Lineage: Eukaryota; Fungi; Glomeromycota; Glomeromycetes; Archaeosporales; Ambisporaceae.
AUGGGGGACGAGGACGGAGAAGAUGUUUGUCGUGUUUGCCGCUGUGAGGGUACUGAGGAACAACCUCUUUUUCAUCCUUGCAAAUGCGCUGGAAGUAUUCGAUUUGUGCAUCAAGACUGGUAA